CUGAUCGGGCCAGUAGUAUCGAGUUAGGUCUUCCCAACUGCGAGAUAAUUCAGUAAGUACACUUUCACUCAAAACAUGAAGCCUAUACUGAAUAACCAUAGCAGGGAUGUCUCCAGUCUCUCUGCCGAGUUUGGUUUACCUACACAGUCUCCGGAACUGAGAAGUACAUACCAGACGAUGGCGUGCAGGCAGUGCUCCAGUGUGUACCGCGGCGAAUGGGCCAAUCACAACCUCGAUCGCCAUGUUAAGAGCAAGCACGGACUAGAUGGGCCUAAGGUUGUGCGAUGUGAGAUCCUUGGAUGCGGGCGGCAGUUCCGCCGCGGCGAUGCACUCCUCGUCCACCGGAGGAGGCACCACUCUCACCUGAAGAUCGCGCCGCCGCAGGCUCGACGGAAGAGGUAUGGAGAGAGAUGAGUUGGAUGUCCGAAACUUUGAUCAAUGGCAUUGUUGGCUGCAGACAGAAAGACACGCGGGCUGAGUGGAACGGCGUUUUAGAUCAAGUGGAGCUUGAAGUUUACAUCUGCGUUUCAGCGAC
Molecule: messenger RNA, 535 nt
Organism: Dothidotthia symphoricarpi CBS 119687
Lineage: Eukaryota; Fungi; Ascomycota; Dothideomycetes; Pleosporales; Dothidotthiaceae
Exons: 1
Coding region: 76-414 (112 amino acids)
Source: RefSeq, a predicted model, not a curated record